Messenger RNA from Cinara cedri, 224 nucleotides. Lineage: Eukaryota; Metazoa; Arthropoda; Insecta; Hemiptera; Aphididae. The record is from the annotation of a GenBank genome assembly.
AAUGGGAGCCAUUCCAGUCGGCUUCAAUUUGCAAUUCAACUGUCGCUAUUGUUAAAAGUGGAAAUUUAAAACGCCAUUAUGAAACUACUCAUAAAGAUUUUUAUACAAAAUUUCCUCCAGGUAGUGAAGUGCGUAAAAAAAAAGGUCCAUACAUGUAUAUUAUUUUUCAAAAAUAUUACGACUACACUUAUACGGUGUAUGAGCGAACAAGAGAAAUCAACUGA